AUGGAUCGCGGAAUGCAAAAUUACUGGGACGCCAUUAAGAACGAGCAGCCAACGCCACAGUGCCUGCAGAGGGUGCAGCGAGACCUGGUGGAGUUCCACGCUGACCCUCCGCCGGGAGUGUUCGUCGUCCCGGAAGAGAGCGACAUGAGCGUGCUGCAUGCCAUCGUCGUGGGACCUUGGGGCACGCCCCUCGAAGGUGGCCUCUUCCGCCUGCAGUUGAAGUGCCCACCCGAUUACCCGAUGCGGCCUCCUCGUGUGCGUUUCCUGACUGGCGCUGGAAAAGUAUUCUUCAACUCGCACAUCUACGGUGAGCACAUCUGCCUCAGCCUACUAGACACGGCUCCUGAUGGACCGAGUUGGAGUGCCGCUCUCAGCAUCGGCAGCCUGCUCGUCUCCAUACAGUCCUUCCUGGCCGACGGUGCUAUGGAGAGCAUGCGCCACAACGCGAUUAGGGUGGCCGUAUGCGACACGCUCGAAGACUGUCUACGAGAAGCAUCCGAGUCUCCUAUGCCACCGGCUCUGACUCAGAAGGUGCUCAAGUACUUCGCCGAAAACUACGCAAAGUACGAGGACGCGGUACAGGCGCAGAUCAGUUCCUGGGGAGUACUCUCGUGGAUUAUGGGUGUGGCGUAUGGCAGUUACGAGCCGCUCCUGAAGCGACUUCGCGACAUCAAAAAGAGGAUCGACGAAAAGAACGUGACGGCCAACGGACUACAACAUAAGGAGUGA
Molecule: messenger RNA, 729 nt
Organism: Dermacentor albipictus
Lineage: Eukaryota; Metazoa; Arthropoda; Arachnida; Ixodida; Ixodidae
Product: ubiquitin-conjugating enzyme E2 Z-like
Source: RefSeq, a predicted model, not a curated record